Sabethes cyaneus is the source of this 1131-nucleotide messenger RNA. Its product is annotated as protein phosphatase 1 regulatory subunit 42-like. The transcript has 4 exons. Bases 1 to 1131 code for a protein of 376 amino acids. Gene Ontology annotation, molecular function: protein binding. The record is from RefSeq and is a predicted model, not a curated record. NCBI's taxonomy places the organism in Eukaryota, Metazoa, Arthropoda, Insecta, Diptera, Culicidae.
AUGAAACAGAAAAAAUCAACCAGAAAAGCUAGUAGCAAUUUAACCCACAUCUAUUUGAACGAUAAAAAUAUUACUCAAAUCUCAAACAUCUAUCCAACCAAACGAAUCCAGGUGCUUUACCUGCACAACAACCAGAUAUCUCGGAUCGAAAAGCUCGGAGCUUUUACACAUUUGACUCACCUGUACCUGCAAUGGAACAACAUCCGGAAGAUCGAAAACUUAGACGGCCUAAAGAACCUGAAACAACUUUAUCUAGGUUAUAACAAAAUUACCCGAAUGGAAAAUUUGGAGAGCCUGAAAAAAUUGGAACAGGUUCACAUCGAACGACAACUGCUGGAUGGAUCCGCCCGUUUUGAGUUUGACGAGGAAUGCGUAAAGGCGUUGGCGAAUCACCUGAAAGUGCUGAACAUAAAAAAGUUACGGCUCACAGAAAUGUGUUCCUUAGAACCGCUGUGGAAAUUAGAAGUUUUACUGGCCUCCGAAAAUAAUUUCAAGUCUACAGAGGAUAUUACACCGGCCAUCAGUGCGCUAUAUUCGCUGCGCGUUCUAGAUCUUCAGGGUUGCCUGGCGCAAAAGGACGUUCACUAUCGGGAAAAAGUUACGGCCGCCGCGGGACACAAACUAUUGCUACUGGACGGUAAGACGAUAUCUCAAUCAACGCGUAAUUUCAUCAAAAACUUUCAAACAAUUAAACUGGAGAAAAAACGCCGUGCCGCGGCGAAUGGCGAAGAAAAAUCUGCCGGCAAGACGGGAAAUACAUCCAAAUUCUCGGUAGACAGCAGCAGCGGCAGUGAUUCGGUGGGUCAAGUCGGCGGUGGUGGUCAUCACUUUCCGGCAACCAAUUCGCUGUUUCAGCUGUCUUCCCGAAGACCUGCUCCGGUGCAACGAAUCCUGCGCAAGCCGGUGCUGCGUUCACCCAUACUGAUGAAAACGAUGUCCGCGCACUUUGGGGACGAUCGGCUCCAUUCGAGGGGAGAUUUUAUGGUUCGACUUGGAAGCAACGACUUCGGCAGCGGGGACGCCACGGCUGGUGUGAUGCUGCAAGGUAGGAUAAUGAAGGCCGAACUACCGGUGUUCAAGGAGAAAAUACGAACGCAACGGAAGGUGCAGUCGCUGCCGUCUAUUGACUAA